AUGUUCGAGGUGGCGGCGUCAGCGCCGGGGACUCGUUUCCAUCCCGUGUCCCUGGCGUUUAAGGACGUCACGUACACCGUCACGCUGGGGCGAGGCAAGGCGAAGACCAACACGCUCAUUCUGGAUAACCUCACGGGAUACGUUAAGGCCGGCUCCUUUCUCGCCAUCAUGGGCCCCUCAGGCUCUGGCAAGACGAGUCUGCUGAACGUGCUGGCAGGAAGGGUGAUGCGCGCUGGAGCCCCCACCUCUCUAGCGGGGCAGGUGCUGGUGAACGGGCGGGCGCGGGACGAGAGCUUCAGGCGCAUAUCCGCGUACGUGAUGCAGGACGACCUCAUGUUCUCCACGCUCACCGUCUGGGAGACGCUGCAGACGGCUGCUAUGCUGCGCCUGCCGUCGACCACGCCCAAGGCGCAGCGCCUGCAGCUGGCGGAGUCCAUCAUUGCGGAGCUGGGGCUGAGCAAGGCGCGGAAUACCCCGAUCGGGAAUGAGAUGAUUCGGGGAGUUAGUGGUGGGGAGAGGAAGCGGACGAACAUUGCGGUGGAGAUGCUUUCAAACCCCUCGCUUGUGUUCCUGGACGAGCCAACAUCCGGGCUGGACAGCUUCCAGGCGCUCAACGUGAUGAGUGCGCUCUCUGAUCUCUCCAAGAGCGGCCGCACCGUCAUCUCCACCAUCCACCAACCGCGCUCCUCCAUCUUCGCCCUCUUUGAGAACCUGCUGCUGCUGAGCGAGGGCCGGAUGGUCUUUUUCGGGCAGGCUGCAGAUUCAAUCGACUACUUCUCCCGCCAGGGCUUCGCCUGCCCGGAGCACUUCAACCCGGCCGACUAUUUCAUGGAUAUGAUUUCCAUCGACCGCCGCGACGAGCAGCGGGAAACCGACAGCACUGCGCGCAUCCAGCAGCUCACCUCCUCGUACGAGCCUUCACGGGAGGUUCGGCCGGACCUGCACCAGAAGAGCAUGGAGGAGCAGGCGGAGGCUACGGAGGGGAUGAAAUACUCCAAGUAUGCGUCUACUUGGGUGACGCAGCUGGUGGUGCUGGCGCGGCGGUCCUGGUGGCAGGUGACGAGGGAUAGGCUCCCGAUAGCGAUCGCGUACGUGCAGGCGAUGGUGAUGAUGGUGAUGAUCUGUAUUCUCUACUCCAACUCGCUCGAGUAUCCGGUGCAGAACAUGACCGGCUCCAUUUUCUUCAUCGCCCUCUUUCUCGCCUUCAACGGCAUCUUCCAGAUGAUCACGACCUUUCCACUGGAGAAAGGUGUGGUGAACCGCGAGCGGUCGUCCAACAGUUACCGCAUUACCGCAUACUACCCCGCCAAAGUGCUCUCAGAGUGGCCCAUCCGCAUCGGCCCGGUGCUCGUGUUUGGGAUGAUCGCCUACUGGCCCAUUGAGUACCAGCGCGUGGCCUCCAAGUUCUUCCUCUUCCUCGUCAUCCUCAUGCUCGAAUUCACCGCCAUGAACGGGCUCGGCAUCGUGAUUGGGUCGAUAGCACCCACUCCUCAAAUUGCUCUAGCCAUGGGUCCGCUGUUCACAGUCGUGCUGAUGCUGUUUGGGGGCUUCUACGUGAACAUCGACUCCAUCCCUGUGUGGAUCCGCUGGGUGCGCUACAUCUCGCCCAUCCAGUGGGGCUUUGUGGGACUGGCCGUCAACCAGUUCGAGGGGCUGACCUUUUCCUGCACCGACUGUCCAACUGGGGAUCAGAUCCUCCAGCAGCUCUCCAUUGCGAACUACACUGUGGGCGAGGCGAUACUGUACCAGUGCUGCUUGAUUGUGGGCAUGCACCUAAUCGCAUGCACAGCCCUCAUGUUGAAUGGCCCUAAGAUGCAGCCUCUCAGCGCGCUGGGUUCCAAGGCCAAGCCAGUCCUCUUGCCGAUGGAGGAGGAGACUCCCGAGGCUCUUGCUGCUGUUGUUAGCAGUGGGGAGGGUGGCGAGGAUAGGGCUCCUACCGAGGAAGAAAGGGCGUUGAAAGUGGAGCACCUGAACGACUCUCCUCUCCGUACAUACUUCAGAAUAAUUUUCCCUUUUCACAACAAGCCUACUCACGAGCCGCUACUUGCGGCAAGCCUACUUUGGAAUAGUGGCGCUGCCGCGCUGUUCUCUGCCGGAGAACGCAGAUGCAGCCAACUUCGAGUGGCUAGGUUGUGUAGACUCGUGAAGCCCUUAGCUGAGAGAGUAUUAUCCGUCUUUACUCGUCGCUGCCGCUCGAAAUCAGUGACACGAAACGAUGGAGAAGCAUCGGGUUAUUCUUGUAUUUCUUCUUCUAUGCACUCUCGCAUCCGUGGCUUCCUCGAAAGUGCUGUACAAGAGGGCGACAGCCAUUCUUUCAGGAGUCAAUGUCUUUGGAGGUACCGACUUAAACCUCGGAUUCGGACGAGUUGGCAUCUCCGUUUACUUAGAUGGAUUAUCUUACGUGGUGAAGACUUAUGUGACGGCCAACAACAUGUUCAGUAA
Molecule: messenger RNA, 2442 nt
Organism: Closterium sp. Naga37s-1
Lineage: Eukaryota; Viridiplantae; Streptophyta; Zygnematophyceae; Desmidiales; Closteriaceae
Source: the annotation of a GenBank genome assembly